GUGGCAAAGCAAAGCCUCUGUUUGCGCGCGUUGAGAAACCCUAGGCGCGGUGCGCACGGUGUUUCUCCCUCUGCGCAUUUUAGCGUCAGAGUGCAGAGCCCUCUCAUCUGCUCCCUCUUUCUGCAACUCUUACUUUCGAAAGUUUGCCGAAUUUUUUAUUUUAUUCGUAGAGAGGAAGAAGAGAACUAUGGGAAGCACCUUUCAUUCUCCGCCAGCAAAGCGUUCCGCACCCGACCCGAACCCGUUUCCUCCAAAUGGGCCCUCCAAGCGCUCCAGGUCGUCCAGGCCUCCGCCGCCUCCGCUUUCCGUGCCGCCCGGGCACGCCUCUUUCCGCCUUCUCUGCAACGCCUCCCGAAUCGGUGGCGUUAUCGGCAAGUCCGGUUCCAUCAUAAAAAAACUCCAGCAAUCGACCGGCGCCAAGAUCCGAAUCGAGGACGCGUCGCCGGAGUCGCCGGACCGUAUCAUCCUGGUCAUUGCUGACGCUGCCGUCAGCGGCAAGGUUCUGCUGAGAAAGGAUGAGGCCGUUGAGGUUUCGAAGGCGCAGGAAGCGCUGUUGUUGGUGUUCGAUAGGAUCCUCGAUGUGGCAGCGGAAACGGAGGGUGUCGACGUCGGCGACAUGAUGAUGUCUUGCCGGCUUGUGGCUGACGCGGCGCAAGCCGGCUCCGUCAUCGGCAAGGGUGGGAGAGUGGUGGAGAGGAUCAAGAAGAACACUGGAUGUAAAAUUAGGGUUUUAACUGAUGAUUUGCCGCUUUGUGCCUCCUCUUCGGAUGAAAUCAUUGAGAUAGAAGGCAGAGUCUCAUCGGUAAAGAAGGCACUUGUUGCGGUCUCCCAACGUCUUCAAGAUUGUCCUCCUGUUGAUAGAACAAAGAUAAAGGGAAGCAAUCCUUAUGAAAUGGUUCAGUAUGAAGCCACAGAUGCACUUUCUCGUGAGACUUUAACUGCAGUUACUGCAGUACCACAUGAGACUAUAGAUCGUCUUCCCCUGAGGAGCCCUGCGCUGUCUACUUUGUCCAGUUACUCUAACAGCUAUGGCACCAGAUUUCACUCAUUGCCAGCGGAAGUUAACAGAGUUUCCUCCCUGGAACCAAAGGCACUUCAGCAGGAAAUCACCUUUAGAAUACUUUGUUCAAAUGAUAGAGUUGGAGGAGUUAUUGGAAAGGGAGGCAAUAUUGUUAGAGCUCUUCAGAGUGAGACUGGGGCUACAAUAAGUAUUGGUCCUUCAGUAGAUGGGUGUGAGGAUCGAAUAAUUACGAUUACUGCUUCCGAGAAUCCUGAGUCAAGAUAUUCCCCAGCACAAAAGGCUACUGUGCUUGUUUACUCCAGGUCCAUUGAAUCUGGUUUUGAGAAUGGGCUAGACUCUGGAUUAAGUAACAGGUCAAUUGUUACUGCUCGUCUUGUAGUCCCGUCAAGCCAAGUUGGUUGUUUGUUAGGAAAAGGUGGAGUAAUAAUAUCAGAAAUGCGGAAGGCUACUGGUGCUAGCAUAAGAAUAAUUGGGACUGAUCAGGUGCCAAAAUGUGCAUCAGAUAAUGAUCAAGUUGUACAGAUAUCAGGCGACUUUUCAAGUGUGCAAGAUGCUUUAUAUAAUGCAACCGGUAGACUGCGAGAUAAUCUUUUUGCCAGCACUCAGAAUAGUGCUGGAACAAGGAGCCUUUCUUCUCUACGUGUUGAUAACAGCCCCUAUGGGAGACUGCAGGAUGUUGUUCCUCUUGGAAGCCAACUACCCGCAGCCACUUCCCAUAGUCUUAGUAGACAUACUUUUUCUCAUGGCAUUGAUCAUCCUGCUCUUUCUAGAAGUUUAGAUCGUCCUUCUUCCCCAGGCUUUUGGUCUAGAAAUUUAGACCGUCCUUCUUCACCAGGGCUGUGGUCUAGAAAUUUAGACCGACCUUCUUCACCAGGGCUGUGGGCUAGAAAUUUAGAUCGUCCUUCUUCACCAGGGUUAUGGACGCCACCGACAAUGACUGGGAUAAAUUCAAGAGGAGUUAAUGAUUUUAAUUGGGGAUUGACAUCUCGUAGAGGAGGCUUAGAACUUGUCAGUGGAAGUAAACCUGCCAUUGUGACUAAUACGACAGUAGAAAUUGUGGUUCCUGAUGAGACUAUUGAUUCUGUAUACGGAGAAAAUGGUAGCAAUUUGGCUCGUCUGAGACAGAUAUCGGGAGCGAAGGUGGUUGUCCAUGAACCUCGUCCUGGAACAAGAGACAGGAUUAUUAUCAUAUCUGGUUCACCUGAUGAAACCAAAGCAGCGCAGAGCCUUCUCCGAGCAUUUAUUCUUAGUGGCUCAUCAUGACAAAUCUUGUAAUAUCCAGCAGUCUUGUAUGAUUUAUUCAAUCUCAAAAACAGUCACCAACUAUUUUUGGUUAGUGACGUUGUAGUGUAGUGUAGUGUAGCUAUUUAACAUCAAUCAAUUACUUGAUUCUUUAGUGCAUACCAAAGCAACAGUAAGCAGCAUUUUAAGAUUUCAUCUGAUUAGUAUGUCUACUACCAGAUGUCUUCUUUCAA
Molecule: messenger RNA, 2496 nt
Organism: Vigna umbellata (rice bean)
Lineage: Eukaryota; Viridiplantae; Streptophyta; Magnoliopsida; Fabales; Fabaceae
Product: KH domain-containing protein HEN4-like
Molecular function (GO): RNA binding
Source: RefSeq, a predicted model, not a curated record